Molecule: messenger RNA, 2367 nt
Organism: Pocillopora damicornis (cauliflower coral)
Lineage: Eukaryota; Metazoa; Cnidaria; Anthozoa; Scleractinia; Pocilloporidae
Product: neuronal acetylcholine receptor subunit alpha-10
Biological process (GO): monoatomic ion transmembrane transport
Cellular component (GO): postsynaptic membrane
Molecular function (GO): transmembrane signaling receptor activity; acetylcholine-gated monoatomic cation-selective channel activity
Source: RefSeq, a predicted model, not a curated record
AAGCACGCUUUGAUUGCUUGUUACGCGAAUAAAGUCGAAUAUGGGUCAAAAGUGUCAUUUGGUUUAGAGAAACUCUUCCGAAGACGUUUUGCGCAGGAUGUGUGAUUUUUUAUAAAAUUAUGGUUGUUACUGCCGGCGACAGAAAUGUAUUAGGGAAGCCGUUUAAAGCGAGAGAUUAGAAGAAAAUUUAGACCUUGAUCUUAUUAUGACCGCAAUGGGUGGUCGUUGUUUCCGACUCAUCGUCGCCUGUUUUCUGUCGUUGUUAUCAUCAGUGCGAACGGCAAAUCCAUCUGCCGAACAAGUAUUGAUUACGACUCUUUUAAAAAAUUACGAUCGAAAUGCUCGGCCAGUGCUCGACAGACGAAGACCCACAAACGUCACGUUCGGACUUGAGGUUGUUCAGUUAGUGAACGUGGAUGAUCGUAAUCAGAUGUUAACAACGAAUGUGUGGGUUAGACAAAGAUGGAGAAAUGAGCUGCUGACCUGGAAAUCAGCAAACUACAGUGGAGUAAAAACAAUACGAAUAGAUCCAAGAAUGGUGUGGAUACCAGACAUUGUGCUCUACAACAGUGCGGACAGUCUUUUCAGCGGUGGCCUUGAAAAAUACAAGACACGUGUUAUUCUGGUGCAGGAUGGUCGCCACGCCUGGUACAGUCCAGCUUCUUUCCGAAGCACGUGUACCAUCGACGUGACAUAUUUCCCGUUCGACGAGCAAACAUGCACCAUGAAGUUUGGCUCUUGGACAUUUGUGGUUACAGAUCUAGACAUAGAGGCGGAAGACACACCCACUUUCUCGGACAAGUACGUAAAGAGCGCUGAAUGGGACCUGAUCAGAGCUUCUAAGAAGCGAAACGUUCAAUUUUACGAGUGUUGUAGCAUUCCUCUUGCUGAUGUAACCAUCGAGAUGGUCAUUCGACGUAAGCCUCUCUUCUAUGUUUUCAAUCUAAUCACACCGUGUAUGAUAAUGCUGACCAUGAUCCUCCUGGGGUUCUUCCUUCCACCUGAAUCAGGAGAAAGAAUCACGCUAAGCAUCACGGUCCUAUUGGCCAUGGCUGUAUUCUUGCAGCUUGUGGCGGAAACUCUACCGCGAAACUCAGAAACUAUCCCAUUACUCGGCAAAUUCUAUAUAACCAUAAUGGCGGAGAUAUCCAUGUCUCUGAUGUGCACUUGUUGGGUGCUGAACAUUCAUCACAGAAAUUCCGGUCGUUCUAUCGUCAAAACACCUCAGUGGGUUGAAGUUUUUGUCCUUGGCUGGUUGGCUAAAAUUCUGUGUGUGAGGAAACCAGGCGUGGAAGUUGAGAAAAUUUCCAUAAACAACAAACAUGAAAACCGUAACGACGACGACGUAAUUCAAGUGAGAGUUUCACCGCAAGACCUCAAGGGAAAAAUGUCCUUGAACGGUGAAGCGCAUACGUUGUUAUCGAUGAGUCACGUGACCCCUGUUUGUCGAUCGAUUGGGCAGAUACAGAAAAGAUUCUCGCAGCAUAAUGGUGAUGCGAAAAAUUCUGAGGAGAAAGAGAAUGUUUCAGGCGAUAAUUUGUCUCGAAACUUAGCAGUGUUGACUGAUCACGUAAAAUUUAGUCGAGAUAUCGAAGACAAUCAAAAGAAAUGGAAACAUGUUGCUAUGGUGAUGGACAGAUUCUUUUUUUGGUUUUUUAUUCUCACUGUUUUGACAUCAACGCUGGUGAUAUUUAAGGAGAGAAUACGUCAAGGACGGGACAGCUCUUAGAGACUUGUUGACCAUUUUUAAAGAAACUAGCAUGUAGAAAAACACAUUGUCAGAGGAGAACUGAAGCCCAAAUUCAUGUAGUUUUUUUCAAGGUAGAUCGUACAUUUAAGUAUGAUGGAGUAAAUUUCCGUAAUGUUUCCUUCCUCGAACGACAGUUUUUAUCCAGGAAGCGAAGGGUUUUUUGGUAACAAUUGGCUCGAUAUUUGACCGUGGUACUCAGAACACGUAUGUCAGCGAUUUCCCCAUCAGGUCUAAACCUUUUUUUUUAUCAAGGGUCAUUAAAAUAAUUCCUCUAUACCCGUUCCUUGCUGAUAAAUCCCUCUCACGAGAAGCCAAUUGCCAGUUAAUACCGGAAUACCGGAGGGGCCUGUACUCUGUUCUUCUACAACUUCCCAGGCCUUGCGCGGUUGUCAAAACACGGGGCUUAGAAUGAUGGAUAUGACUUUAACUAUCUGUUCACCUUUACUUUAAAUACAUCUCUAUUAGCAUGAAACAUUGGUAAGUUAAUACCUUGAGUGCGGGAGAUUUUAUCCAGCGUAUCUCGGUUAUUGUGGGCGUAGAAACUCGCACCAGCUGCAGUCUUGUAACAAAGCAACUCUUCCUUUCAGCCAAUUUUAUAGAUAAUAAAGCUUUUUUAA